Molecule: messenger RNA, 4898 nt
Organism: Centruroides sculpturatus (bark scorpion)
Lineage: Eukaryota; Metazoa; Arthropoda; Arachnida; Scorpiones; Buthidae
Exons: 3
Coding region: 256-4893 (1545 amino acids)
Source: RefSeq, a predicted model, not a curated record
CCCCGUUAACGGUAAUGAACUACUCGAAACUUCCGUUUUACCUGUCCAUUGCAUCUGGUGAAUCAUUUGUACUUGGGGAUCAAACCUUAUUUAGUGGAUCCGCGUGUCCUUGCUGAUCGCGUGUCCUUGUAAGGGAAGUACGCAAUUGGAUAUGAACGGUAAAGCACUGGCAUCGAUCGGAUAACGUGUAGACAGGUUGCACUAUCUGAUGGAUAAUGUCAACAAUCAUCAUUAGAUGGAGAAGCCGGUUCCGGAAUGGGCAGCGCCACUUCUCAUGGUAUCCAACUUACUCCAGUAAAAACUAACACGUUUCACACUCCGUAUCAUUACCAUGGGAGAAAAAUCAAUAGGUUUGCUCAUCCCCAUAAUAGAGUUUUGCCUCCUCCGGUGGCAGGACAGAGAUUACGUAGCACGGACAAUGGUAGCAUAUUACAAGAAAAAGGAACCAUUCGUGGUCAACGGGCGGGAGGCAGUCCUCAACCGAGUGACAUCGAUCCCGAAUUUCUAGCGGUUCUGCAGAAGAGAUCGGAUAAAUUAACCAAUAAACAUCAACUCAGGUCGGAGAAGUGGCAGUCGAUAAGUGAUCCUAACAUUAGCUACAGCUUAAAGAACAGCGAAACUAAUGGAAAAUUGAAAUCGAAAAAGAAAAACCGUGCGCCCGAACCUCCUUCAUUAUCUCCUUCCAAGAAGUACUCUUCCUGCAGAAGGAAGAAAAAUGGCAGCAGGGCAAAACAUCCCGCUCCACCUCCUCCCAUUGUUGUUUCUAUUCCGUCUACUGUAACUAAAAAUUUAACACAAGUGAGACCAAUAACUUUGCCAUCUAGAGAAGAGGAAACUACAGAAUCGUCUGACAUUCAAGGAGAAUCUAGGCAUGUGGUUUGCGAUGUAAGAAAUAAUAAUGUAUCGAGAAAACAAGCAACGCAAAAUAUAGUCUUCGAUGAUAAACGUAGCAGAAACGAAGCCUUUUCGGAAGAAAUUCAACAAGUAACGAAGAGAUUGGCCGAAAGGAUGAAAUCUAACCAACUACACGAAACAAAAACAUCACCCAAACAAUAUUAUUUUCCCGAUGUGGAAAUUGAACGGACGUUACAUAAUAAAACUAAUGCAAAACUAAACAGAAAUGUCAAAGUGGAUCAGACCAAAGAAAAAGAUGGAAAUAAUAAAUCUAGAAAACCAAAAACAAAAAGCGACCAAAUAGAUACAGAGAAAUUGCAGAAACACAACAGGAUAACUUACAGACAAAUUCCAGAAUCGGAAUACGUUGACGACAGCAUGGAAUCUUGUUCACACUCUUCGGAAUCUUUAGCAUCUUUGAAUGAUUCCGAAGACGAUAUCGAUUUAAAACUAAGACCCGUUCUACCCAGAAGGCAAGCCGAACUGCCCAAAUUUUCGCCCACAGAAGCCUGGAAAUUUCUUAGUGCCCAGCAUUUGGAUUCCAUUCCGAGUAGCGAAUUUGGAGACGACGACGAGGACAGAAUGUGGAGAUUGAAUAGGUUGGCAAAAAGAAAUGCGUUCGAAAGAUGUGAAGAUUCCGGCAUAUCUCCGGAUAUCGAGAGUCCAGUGUUAACUAAAGAAAAGCACGACGGGACAAAGAAACAUUCACAAACUGUAAUAAUCGGUCAACAUUCUUGGAUUCCCCAACAAGAUCUGCUCGAAGAUUCGGACAGCAACGAUCUUGAAGACAGCAUCAGAAAUCACAGGCGAGUAAAAGUUCCGGUUAAACUAAUGCUACCUAACGAGAUGUUCAGUUCAAAAUUUAAAAAUUUAAUAAAUAAAACAGUCAACCACAACGAUCCAGAUUUUAAAGAAAAUCACGUGAAAAGUCGAAAAGUUCCGGGAGUGAGAAACACCAAACCGAUCGGAGGCUUUAUCAAUUUGAAGAAAACAAUGGGCACCAGAAACAAAAAUACUCAGUUAGAUUCUAACUGGGUAUUAAAUUAUCAGAAUAAUAAGAUGUGUAAACUAACGGGAACUUAUAAUUAUGUUAAUUCCGGCGGGAAGAAAUAUUUGCAAUCUCUGAUAUUUGGUGUAAAGAAAAAUGAAGAGGAUAAAGAUAAGUCAGAUGAUCAUAAAAAUGGAAUACGAAAAAAAUUCUCUUUUUAUUCCACAGAAGGUCAUGUCAUUUAUUUGCCAGAAUACGAAACUGUAGAACUGGCCCGCAAACACAUGAAAAAGCGAGAUGUGGAGAACAACCGAAGGAAGAAAACCCCCGAUGAAAAUAUAACCGAAGUAAAGAUGCCCGAAGACAACGAUUGGGUAUUUCAAAUGCAGAAGCAAUACAGAAGAGAAAGGGAUUUAGAGAAGAAUAAUAUUCGCGACAAGUUAAAAUUAUAUCGCAGGGAAAUUUCCCCGCUUAUAAGUCAAGAAUUACCAGAAUCUAGAAGUCAGAGUUGCGAAAAUAUCCCCGAAAGGAUCAACUGUUUGGGAGGAUGGAUGAGUAAUCCAGAAAAUUUAAACGUCAUACAGCCUCCGAAGGUUUUCUCUUCCACAUCCUCUAGCUCUCCCGAGAUAGUUCAUUGCAAUAAUAGAAAGCAAUUUACCGGAGCUAGUAAAUGGAUGAGGCGUCAACGGCAACCUCCACAAGAUCGUAAUUUUAGUCCGACUAGACCGGAACCGGAAGGAGGAGACACUUCUAGUGACGAGAACGGUCUGCAGACUAGCGACGAUGUCAUGGCGAAUUGCAAUCAGAAUCCGAUUACCAGGCAGCCCAGCGUCUACACAGAACUUAUGGAAGUGGCCGAGCAAGAAGAACAGCGAAUGAAAUCAAAACCACCAUCGAAUUGUGGAAUUCAAACGGAAUCCGAAACGAAACCGAAAGUGGAGAUGGAUAAAGAAGGCACCGAAAGUAGCUGGAAAUUCAAAUCUGGUCAUCAGAUACAAAAUCAGGGAAGUAAAAAUGUGCCAAACAAAUCGAUAGGGCAACAGAAUCCACCCGCAAAGACCUUUUAUAUGGAACUGGAAGAGAGAAUGAGGCAAAUAUCUAAACGUAUGGAAGAAAACUCGGAGGAUAGUAAAGACAUAGAAUCCAAAAUAUCGAAGAAAGAAGAGACUUCAGCUAAACAUAUAUUUCCUAACGUAAUAAUUAACGAGGGAGGAUAUAAAUCUGUAAUCCAGUUAUCUAGUGUACAGCCGUUCAACCCAAACAAAGGUUAUCGUCCAGUGCCAUUUAAAGUGCCUUCCGCAGAAAAGAAUUCGACAGAAAAAUGUGAAGAUUCCGGCAUAUCUCCGGAUAUCGAGAGUCCAGUGUUAACUAAAGAAAAGCACGACGGGACAAAGAAACAUUCACAAACUGUAAUAAUCGGUCAACAUUCUUGGAUUCCCCAACAAGAUCUGCUCGAAGAUUCGGACAGCAACGAUCUUGAAGACAGCAUCAGAAAUCACAGGCGAGUAAAAGUUCCGGUUAAACUAAUGCUACCUAACGAGAUGUUCAGUUCAAAAUUUAAAAAUUUAAUAAAUAAAACAGUCAACCACAACGAUCCAGAUUUUAAAGAAAAUCACGUGAAAAGUCGAAAAGUUCCGGGAGUGAGAAACACCAAACCGAUCGGAGGCUUUAUCAAUUUGAAGAAAACAAUGGGCACCAGAAACAAAAAUACUCAGUUAGAUUCUAACUGGGUAUUAAAUUAUCAGAAUAAUAAGAUGUGUAAACUAACGGGAACUUAUAAUUAUGUUAAUUCCGGCGGGAAGAAAUAUUUGCAAUCUCUGAUAUUUGGUGUAAAGAAAAAUGAAGAGGAUAAAGAUAAGUCAGAUGAUCAUAAAAAUGGAAUACGAAAAAAAUUCUCUUUUUAUUCCACAGAAGGUCAUGUCAUUUAUUUGCCAGAAUACGAAACUGUAGAACUGGCCCGCAAACACAUGAAAAAGCGAGAUGUGGAGAACAACCGAAGGAAGAAAACCCCCGAUGAAAAUAUAACCGAAGUAAAGAUGCCCGAAGACAACGAUUGGGUAUUUCAAAUGCAGAAGCAAUACAGAAGAGAAAGGGAUUUAGAGAAGAAUAAUAUUCGCGACAAGUUAAAAUUAUAUCGCAGGGAAAUUUCCCCGCUUAUAAGUCAAGAAUUACCAGAAUCUAGAAGUCAGAGUUGCGAAAAUAUCCCCGAAAGGAUCAACUGUUUGGGAGGAUGGAUGAGUAAUCCAGAAAAUUUAAACGUCAUACAGCCUCCGAAGGUUUUCUCUUCCACAUCCUCUAGCUCUCCCGAGAUAGUUCAUUGCAAUAAUAGAAAGCAAUUUACCGGAGCUAGUAAAUGGAUGAGGCGUCAACGGCAACCUCCACAAGAUCGUAAUUUUAGUCCGACUAGACCGGAACCGGAAGGAGGAGACACUUCUAGUGACGAGAACGGUCUGCAGACUAGCGACGAUGUCAUGGCGAAUUGCAAUCAGAAUCCGAUUACCAGGCAGCCCAGCGUCUACACAGAACUUAUGGAAGUGGCCGAGCAAGAAGAACAGCGAAUGAAAUCAAAACCACCAUCGAAUUGUGGAAUUCAAACGGAAUCCGAAACGAAACCGAAAGUGGAGAUGGAUAAAGAAGGCACCGAAAGUAGCUGGAAAUUCAAAUCUGGUCAUCAGAUACAAAAUCAGGGAAGUAAAAAUGUGCCAAACAAAUCGAUAGGGCAACAGAAUCCACCCGCAAAGACCUUUUAUAUGGAACUGGAAGAGAGAAUGAGGCAAAUAUCUAAACGUAUGGAAGAAAACUCGGAGGAUAGUAAAGACAUAGAAUCCAAAAUAUCGAAGAAAGAAGAGACUUCAGCUAAACAUAUAUUUCCUAACGUAAUAAUUAACGAGGGAGGAUAUAAAUCUGUAAUCCAGUUAUCUAGUGUACAGCCGUUCAACCCAAACAAAGGUUAUCGUCCAGUGCCAUUUAAAGUGCCUUCCGCAGAAAAGAAUUCGACAGAAAACAAAUAAAAACA